AUGCUCAAUAAGCUGCAGGGUCAGCCGGAGAGUUAUGAGAAGAAAUCUCUAUAUCGAUUCGGUCGAACCCUCGGCGCAGGCACAUACGGCAUCGUCCGCGAAGCAGACUCCCCCAACGGAAAAGUCGCCGUCAAAAUCAUCCUCAAGAAAAGUGUCCGCGGCAAUGAGCAGAUGAAGUUAAAUCAUCCUCAUAUCGUGCACUUUCGCGAUUGGUUUGAGUCGAGGGAUAAGUAUUACAUUGUGACUGAACUCGCGACUGGUGGUGAAUUGUUUGAUCGGAUUUGCGAGUAUGGCAAGUUUACGGAAAAGGAUGCUUCGCAGACUAUUAAACAGGUUUUGGAUGCGGUGAGGUAUUUGCACGAGCGGAAUAUUGUGCAUCGAGACCUCAAACCUGAAAAUCUACUCUAUGCUACCACUGCGGUCGAAUCACCCCUCGUCCUGGCCGAUUUUGGUAUUGCCAAAAUGUUGGAAAGCCCUUCUGAUGUCCUCACAUCCAUGGCUGGAUCAUUCGGUUACGCCGCACCUGAGGUCAUGCUGAAAGAAGGCCACGGCAAACCCGCCGACAUGUGGUCUCUAGGCGUAAUCACAUACACACUGCUAUGCGGCUACUCGCCCUUCCGGUCCGAAAACAUGUCCGAUCUAAUCGAAGAAUGCCGUCGAGGCCAAGUCCAAUUCCACGAACGGUACUGGCGCGAUGUCUCUGCCGACGCCAAGGACUUUAUCAAUACACUCCUGACAGCCGACCAAAACAAACGUGCCACAGCAGAGCAAGCCCUGACCCAUCGCUGGCUCAAGGGCGAUACUGCCUCGGACCACAACUUGUUGCCUGAAAUCAAGGCCUACAUGGCUCGCGCAAAGCUUCGUCGCGGUAUCGAGAUUAUCAAAUUGGCCAAUCGUAUUGAAGCGUUGAAGAUGCAGGAAGAUGAUGAAGAGGACCUGAACGGUGCUGGUGUCCCCAGUAACGUGGGCGAAGCCGCGAGACAGGCAGUCGAAAACCGUGAUGCAUCGGAUAUUGUAUCUGCAUUCCCGUCGUUGGCUGUCACGAACCCGUCCGGAGAUACAACAGAGACGAGUUCAUCACAACAACCACAAGAAGGUGGAGUCACCACGAAGAAACGAAGUCUGAGUCGAGUUGCGCGAGGUGACAUUUUCAGAGAGAUUGUACUUGCAAAAGUGCGUGAUGCAAAGCAGGAACAAGAAGCAAAAACCGUUGAGGCAGAGGCGCUUGCCCGCGCGGAGGCUUCGAAUCGAUGA
Talaromyces stipitatus ATCC 10500 is the source of this 1254-nucleotide messenger RNA. Its product is annotated as calcium/calmodulin-dependent protein kinase, putative. Gene Ontology annotation, molecular function: calcium/calmodulin-dependent protein kinase activity; ATP binding. The record is from RefSeq and is a predicted model, not a curated record. Gene Ontology annotation, biological process: cellular response to oxidative stress; protein phosphorylation. Bases 1 to 1254 code for a protein of 417 amino acids. The transcript has 5 exons. NCBI's taxonomy places the organism in Eukaryota, Fungi, Ascomycota, Eurotiomycetes, Eurotiales, Trichocomaceae.